Messenger RNA from Eimeria necatrix, 1401 nucleotides. RefSeq lists its product as hypothetical. The coding region runs from base 1 to 1401 and encodes 466 amino acids. The transcript has 13 exons. NCBI's taxonomy places the organism in Eukaryota, Apicomplexa, Conoidasida, Eucoccidiorida, Eimeriidae. The record is from RefSeq and is a predicted model, not a curated record.
AUGGGACAAGAGCAAUCCGCCGUGCUGCAGUCCCCCGGCUUAACAGCAGCAGAAGCGCGUUUGCGCCCAACUGCCAAAAAGGAGACAAGACGAGCAGCAAGAACUUUGAAGCGGUCAGCGCCAGACCGAUUUAUGGGCCUGGCGAACGUGAAGGACCACAUAAAGCCAAUAAGAGAAAAAGAAGAAAAGAAAAAAGAAGAAGAAACUUUUGAAGGAAUUUUUGAUCUUGCGAAGCAGCUCAAAGAGGAAAAAAAGAAAAAAGAGGAGGAGUUGGCGCUUUCAGUGUUGGAGCUUCCGGAAGCUUUCGAAGAACCUUUAAGUUCCGAAGAAGAAGAAGAAGAAGACAGAGGAGUUUUCCACAAAGAUGUUUCUCUUUUGAAACAAACUAACGACAUCUUCCAAGCCGCUUCCCACCCCGUCGCCAUCGAAGGAGAAGUGGCAGUUGGCUCCAUUCUAACCUUCAGAGAUGACUCUCCCUACAGCAGGGAGUUUUGUGUUUACAAAAUAGAAUGUUGCUGCCUGCUGCUUGCUCAAAGAGCUUCUCUCCGAGACACUGAGUUGGCGAUAGCAGAGGACGGGGUGUACGACCAGCACAUUGGCAACUACCGGCGGAGAACAGGCGUUGCUGCUGCUGCUGCUGCUGCUGCUGCAGCAGCAGCAGCAGCAGCAGGCGCAGCAGCAGCAGGCAAACCAGCAGCAGCAGCAAGUGCUGCAGCAGAAGUCGUUUCCUCCUGCAUCGGGGGCCCAGUGCUGCUGGCAGCAGAUGUGGGGCUUACAAUUCUUAAGGCCCUUGCGAGGGGAGGGUUUAGCUGCGCAGUCAAACUCAGAGACGUCCUCGACGACGACUGGCAGGGCAGUGCCUCUAGAAAAAGACCCAGUGAGAGCCGCAAAAGCCAAAGCGUGCUGGAGCUGCGUUAUCCGAAAGACUUUAUAAGUUUUGAUGAAAAUGGAAGAAUUAAAAUAAAUAAAAUUAAAGAUCCUGCUGCGUCCGAGAAAGCCACUAUUGAACAGGCGUCUAAGGGUCCCGACACAAUUGUUUUGGCUUUGCCGCUAAAAACACAACGCAUUGCACUGGGGGACCACCAGCAGCACCAGCAGCAGCUGCUGCUGCUGCACCAGCAGCAGCAGCUGCAGCAGCAGCAGCAGCAGCUAAUCCGCUUCGACGUGGACCCCGCAGUUGGCCGCGAUGUUGCGCUGCAUCACUGUUUUGCUUUUCAAGCAGUUAGGCGGGCUCGACUCGCUCGCUCCACUUUGGACUCAUGGUAUAACACGGGCAACUUGCAGGCACUGCGGGAGACGGUUCAGAACUUCCUAGAAGCGGAGUCGCUGGCGGCGGCGGAGGCGCCGGCUUUGGAAAAAAUGGGAACAACUCCUUGGUCGAUUUUGAACGCGAGAUUUUGA